AUGGAACGUUUUGAAGAUUUUUGUGAUGGAUUCGAAUUUACAAACCCUUCCGCCGAUGUAAAAAUAAGCAACAAUACAUCAGUAGCAGUGUCUUGGGGAAAAGGAUCAUCCGAAAUAGCUGAAGUUUAUGAUGUCGAAUUAUUUACCGAUAAAGGACUCGAGGCAAUUUUAUGGCAAGGUAGAGCGUCACUUCAAACUGGUAAUGCUACGGAAAAUGUCAACAUUUGGGCACCUCCGAACUUACCCUUACCUGCUAAAGUUAUGUUAAGAAGUUGGGGUGCAACUGCUAAAGGCCCCAAUUGUUUCACACUAAGUAAUACUACUAACAGUGAUAGUAGCAGUAUUGUUUCAUCAAUUGAACAAGAUUUUUAUUCUACAAAUAAUCCAAUAGGAAUAAAAGAUAAAUCAUUAAAACAUUUAUCAAGAGCAUUUCUUGUAUACAAGUUAUGUUCUAUUCAAUGGCUAGUAAAUAGUUCGUCAAGUAUUAUUCGAUUUGCGGAAAAUUUUCACCUUGGAGGUCCAAUGUACUGGGUGAUGAGAAAAACAUUCUAUGAACAAUUUUGGAUUUCUAAUGAAUCAGAUAUUGAAGAUAGUGAUACAUCGGACCAAUUUAAUAAAAAGGCAGAUAUGGUUUUUGAUAUAACAAAGAAUUGCAUUGAAACUAUAGCUUCCACACAAAAAAAUAGUUUUGUUGCUAUUAAAAUUACUGGGAUGUUGAAUCCUAAAAUACUACAAAAUAUCACCACAUUUUUAAAUUUGUUGGAUGAUAAUUUCGAUAAAUUUGAGAUAAACGAUUUUGAUGAUUACGAUAAAAUGAUUAAAGGAUUAGAUGAAAUUUUUAAUGUUGCAAAGUCAAAAGAUGUUUGUAUAUUGAUAGACGCCGAACAAAGUUAUUUCCAAGCAGUAAUUGAUUCCAUAGCAAUGAAAUUUUCCAAGAUAUUCAACUAUUAUGGCAACUUUAAUAAAAAUAGUGACGGUGAAAAAUAUUCAGGACCAGUUGUUUUCAACACUUAUCAAAUGUACACAAAAGAUUCAAAGAAACGGCUAACACGUGAUUACGGAUUAUCAAUUAAAGAGAAAUUCACAUUUGCAUUGAAACUUGUACGUGGUGCGUACAUGGUUAGUGAACGCGAACUAGCCAAAAAACUCGGGCAUCCUGAUCCAAUUCACAAUACAUUACAAGAUACUCAUAAUUCAUAUAAUGCAGGAACAAAUAGCCCAAUUGUAUUUAUGGUUGCUUCGCAUAAUAAAGAAUCAAUUGUGAAUUCAUUUAAACAAAUGGAAUUACUAAAUAUUUCACCAAAAUCUGGAAUAGUACUUUUUGGAAUGCGCGAUCAAAUCUCAUAUACAUUGGGAAAAUAUGGAGCUCAAGAAAAUUCCUCGGCUUUAGAAUAUGUAAAACCUGAACAAGAAUAUCUAAAAAAAGAGAUUUUCAACAGAAUAUUUUCAUCGUAA
Molecule: messenger RNA, 1455 nt
Organism: Entrophospora candida
Lineage: Eukaryota; Fungi; Glomeromycota; Glomeromycetes; Entrophosporales; Entrophosporaceae
Source: the annotation of a GenBank genome assembly